Copidosoma floridanum is the source of this 2099-nucleotide messenger RNA. RefSeq names its product T-cell immunomodulatory protein. Gene Ontology annotation, cellular component: plasma membrane. Lineage: Eukaryota; Metazoa; Arthropoda; Insecta; Hymenoptera; Encyrtidae. The record is from RefSeq and is a predicted model, not a curated record.
UUCUGUCCGUCAUUGGCUCGAGUGACUAAACAUUUGUCAGUUUUAAAUGGCGAUGGUCGUGUACUUUUAUUAGAAUUCGUGUACCUUUAGAAUAUAAAACGUGCAGAGAUGUAAGAGUUUUUGGGAUGAAAUCGUAUAAAUUGUUGUUGCAGUGAUUAUACUCUGACACAAUAAUUAUGAAAAGUUUGAUUUUCCUAAGUUUUCUCAGUACUCUAGUGGUACUGGGACAAAGUAGUGACAUUACUUCGACUGUUUUUGGCGGAGAUGUUCAUGGAUUGCCAGCUGCGUUUGGUGAUUUCGAUUCUGACGAGCUUAUCGACAUGUUUGUCAUAAAAAAUUUCACUACAGUUCAAGUAAUGUUUGCCUCGGACGAAAAACCUCUACUGCGAUCGAGAGAACAAUACAAUUGCCCAUUCGACAAAAAUAUUACUAGUGUUGUGCCUGGAAAUUUCGAUGGAGAUGAUUUCAUGGAUGUAUUAGUCACUACUCGCGAUGAGAAAACCAAAAUAACGGAAGUCUACAUACUUUGGGGUGAAAAAGAACGUCUGAACUGCUCUAAUGCACGAAAAAGCAUAUUAAAAAUGAAAGGGCAACCACUGGCGAUAGAUUAUAACAACGACAUGAUUAUUGAUCUUUUUGGAACUGACGUUCACAACAAUCGUAUGUUUUGGAUCUUCAACAAUGACAGAACAGUAAAUUCGACAAAAAUGACAACACCAGAUAAAGAUUCAAAACCAAUUCAAAUGCCGCAUUCCAAUGCAUUUUUGGAUUUAAAUAACGAUUCCUUGGCCGAUUUAGUCGUGACAACUCAAAACAUGGACAAAAGCAAGAGUGCCAACAGAAGUCUUGAAAUAUGGUACAGACAGAAAAGCGGGUUUCGAUAUUCGAAAGAUAUUCCAAUUCCUGAAUUCAGUGUAGUUGGUCAAACUUCAUACUUGGAUGUGGCAUCGAAGGGUGAAAUAAAUUUUGUUUUACCAGUUUGCAAAGAUAAAGAGUGCCGAGACAGUCACAUUUACGUUUAUUGGAAUAAUGAAUGGAAAGACAUGGAAGUAAGUUUUAUAGACGAUGCAGGUACCACUUGGGGUUUUGCUCACGAUAGUGAAAGGAAAUACAUCGAUACCAUAACAAUGAGAGGUGGUGAUUUUAACUUGGAUGGUUAUCUAGAUUUGCUGGUCACUCUUACUAGUACGUCUGGCAAAACCCGUUCAUUCGUUCUUGUAAAUACCCCUACCAAUAGUAAAGGCAGUUUCGAUCGUACUUUUAAAGUACAUUGGAACAGGUUUGAUCUGUCCUAUAAUAAUAGCGUCACCGCAGUAUUUUACGACUUCUAUCACAACGGUUUUUUGGAUAUAAUAUUCGUGUUAAGAGAUGAAGGUGAUGUUUAUAGAACAGCUGCUUUUAAAAACAGUGACGGCUAUGACACUACCUUUUUAAAGGUGAUGGUUAUAUCGAAAACAACGCAUAGUAGUCAGGAUAUUGUACAACCUCGAAUGAAAAAUAGCCACUUUUGUGGGACAAAUCUACCCGGAGCAUCGAUUGCUUACAAAAUUACAACUAAAUAUGGCUCUUUAAGAAAAGCUACAGUUGCCCAAUUACCACAGAGCGCACAUAACGUUAUGAAUUUACCAUUUGUUAUUUUUGGCUUGGGAAGGACACACAAUUUCGUGGACUCGUUGAGUGUUGGGCUGUUCAACAAAUCGAGGGAAUGGACAUCGUACAUCAUCCCUAAUUCACAUAUGGUGGUGGUAACAAACCCAUUGUCGGAAUCUUCAGAGUGGAAGGCACUUUUGGUUAUACCUUAUAAGCUAGUAUCACACUGUGCUGUCGCAUUGACGGGAAUUUGCGGACUGAUAACUUUAAUUAUCGCCGCUCUGUAUUUGAAGGAAAGGCGAGACGAUAAUAUUCAGAAAUCACAAGAAGCACACAAAUUCCACUUCAGUGCAAUGUAAAAUUUAGAAAUUUACAAACACUGUUAAACAAGUCAUCUGUAGACAAUGUCUAAUAUUAUAUUUUUAUACCUUUUUUCUGUUUUUGCACUAUGCAGUAGAUCUGUAUGUACAUCUGUUGUAAAUAAGUUAUAUACAAACCAGCAAAAUAAA